AAAGCUCAUCCCACCCGGCGCCGCUACCUGCCUCACGAUAACCUCACUCUCUCUCAGUCGCAGGCGGGAAGUGUAAGAGUGUGUGUGUCCCUCCCCGCCUCAGACGUGCCCCAGUGACUGUCAAGCAUGGCGCGCCGCCCCCCUGCUACUGGGCUUCUGGCGCGCGCAUGUCUGCCGCUUCUCCUCCUGCUGGUGAGAACAGCGGCAGCACAGGAGGCUCACCAGGACCCCGCCAUCCCACUCAUGACGGAGGCGCUGCAGGAGGCGGUCCCGGCCUACCUCCGCGACGAGUCUUCUUUCUGGAACCUGUGGCAGUACUCGCUGGAAAAUGAUGUUCCCCGGGGACCCGUUAUCAGGGGUAGUGCAAGCUUCGAGGCUAAGACAGUGUUGGCUCCGAGCAUUGGCGCCGAAAUUAAUCUGGUGCCUCAGGAUGCCGGCGAUGUCCGUUUUGGCACCACCCCCGCCCUUCAGGCACUCCGCCGCGACUACCUCAUGGACCACCUGCUGCCCGACUCCCUGGCUCCCACAGAUCCCCGCAUCCUCGCCGGCGUCUCCUUCACCACGGCCUCCGGGAAGGAAGUCACUUUUACCAAGGAUGAGACUGGUGGCGUGCGGGUGAAUGGCGUGGCCGUGGAGCGCACCGCCAGCCUGGGCGGGGACACCUACGUCUACAUCCUCUCCGAUAUCCUUUUCGACAACCGCCAACGAGUCACCUCCGCCUUCCACCGCCACCACAACAUCGACCUGGCCAACGACCCCCUGGGACCCCCGCUGGACCUGGACGUACCCGUCAUCAGGGCCCCGGCACCUCCUCCCCCAGGCACCCCAGGCAUACCCAAGCCCCCAGCUACUCCAGUGUCACUCCAGGUCGUCAGAGCGCCUGCACCUCCUGAACAAAACGAGCCACGCCCCCCAGCCAGCCCUAUUGGAGUAGUCAGAGGCCCAGUGCUUUCUCCAGCAGCCUUACCUCCGGCGCCCCCUGAGGUGGUAGGGCCUCCCGCCGCCCCUCCGCCAGGCGUCGCAGUGAGGGGCCCCGCUGCGCCUCCUGGUAACACUCCACAACUGGGAAGAGUAAGACGCCAGCUACAGUUUCCAGCAGUAGAGGACGUCGUGAAGAGUAACCCCUUUCUAAGAAGUGGAGAUACCCAACGCUUUCCCAACCCUCCUCCUCUUCCCCUUCCUUCCCAUCACUCUUCCACUUCUUUCUCCUCUUCUUCCUCCUCCUCCUCCUCCUCCUCCUUGUCUUCUUCGUUUUCAUCAUUCGCUUCUAGUUUAUCUCCUCCUUCAUCGCCAUUCCCAACCUCAUCAUCAUCAUCUUCCUCUUCUUCUUCUUUCUUUUCGUCUUCCUCUUCUUCUUCCUCCUCCUCCUCCUCCAGCCAAAAUCAACCUCUUGCCCUUUAUAGUCUUCCUAAAGUAGACAGAAGGCAGGAAGCAGACGAGAAUGAUAAGAACCACCACAACCACCACAGCAAUAACAACAACAACACCAACAGCAACAACAGCAACGAGGGCAAGAGAGUAAGAGAGAGCGACGGAAACACACAACCAGAGGAGAGGGAACCAGUGAUGCUCAAACCGGAGACACUUGGCGAUCCUCUGGCCUCGAUUGACCUCUUCGCGACCCUGUUCCGCGGCGACCCUGACGGCAACUCAGGGACAGGGGCGGGGGUGGUGGAGGCUCUGCGGCGGGAGGGUCUUACCACGCUACUUCUCCUCCUAGAAACUUCGGGUCUGCUCAAUUUUCUUAUCUCCGGAGAACGCGGCCCAUACAUCGUCCUGGCGCCCUCGGAACAAGCCUUCGCGAGACUUACCCGUCAGGAGCUUCGUCAGGCAGCAAGAAGCACUGACCUCGCUUACCACAUACUGCCCCUUCAAAGCCAGCCAGCCCCGGAGGUGAACAAUGACGCAACUUUUGAAACCCUCCUCGGUCCAGCGGUGAGGUUUAAUGUGUAUGGUGAUUCCGUGUACGUGAACGGUGCCAAGGUGGUGAGGGGAGAUGUGCACUUCAAACACGGCACUAUACAGGUGGUGGAAGCGGUGUUGGCGGCGCCUGUCGGGGACCUACAUACUGUUCUGGUGGCGAGUGGUCCUUCCUUCAGCCGCGUCAAUACUCUGCUCUCCGUGGCUAACCUCUCUCUCAAGCUGCAAGACAGCUACACCCUCCUGGCGCCCCCGGACUCCGCCAUCACGUCCAAGGGUUACUCAUGGCCGCGUCUACUCAUGAGUCGGGAGUGCGGGCGUAACCUGAUGGCGCGGCACAUCCUGAAGGGGGCGUGGUACAGCGAGGGUCUGCUACACCGCCGCACCCUCACCACCCUGGCAGGCACCACUGUCACAUUCAGGAGAGACUCGGAUGGUACCGUGUCAGCCAAUGGCGUGCCCCUCAGGAUGCGGAACCUCACAGCGAACAACGGCGUGGUGCAUCUCAUAGUGGACGUGCUGCCGGAGUCUGACGUUGGAACCGACCCCACCAGCCUGCCCAUACCUCUGCUGGCCCACACCGAGGCGCCCACACCCCUGCACGCCCCUCCUGUCCUUCCCCCACUCCCCGUUCCCCCGCCUCCCCCUCCUGCUGCCCCGACAGUUAGCGGGUUAUACGAGACACCACGGCAAGAUGCAUUUCUCUCCUUCAUCCCAGCUAAAACUUCAGACACUCAGAAAAAUCCUUCGUUUAGGGAGGAUCUUAAGAGUAGAGGGACUUCUACACCUACUACCAUUACUACUACGACCACUGCGUCUCCUCCACGGCUUCUACGCGCGGAUGGCAUUCCAGAAAUCAUUCCCCAGCCUCCAGUGGGGAAGAUAAUGGCGCCUUCAGGUCAUCAACAACUUCUGGAGCUUUUGAAACUUGUGGACUGCGGAGGGCGGCCCGUGUCCCUGCCCGCCCCGCAUGCUAUCAUCAGGUCCCUCCCGCCCAGCCAGGCCCUGAGUCUCCUUGGGGUGCAGUCCGGGGUCCGCAUCAGGCAGGACGAGAACGAAGUGGUGGCGGCGAGCACUUUCAGGCAGCAGCAGGAGGCGGCGAAGGAGCAGGUGCACGCCAGCCACCGGGGUAACGCCAUCAGCACAGCAUACGUCAAAGUACCCCUGGGAACCACAAAGAACCAGCAAGAGGACACCAGACAGUCCCCAGCACCCGUGAGCCUGCCCCAGGGGUCCGUACGGCCUGUCCCGGUGGUGCCCCAGGGCGUGACGGUGUGGAGACCUCCUGGGGCGCUGACGGAGGGCGAGCGGCGACGAGUGGAUGUGGUGGGACUUUUGAAGCACCUUAAUCUGACGCUGUUCUCGAGGAUGGUGGAGAGAGCUGAUCUUUCCUUCGUUCUCAGCCUGGACGGUCCAUGGACAGUGUUUGCCCCAAGUGACGAAGCCCUCACCGCCAUUCCCAGAGACGCCUUCAGACAGAUCGUAUCCCAGGGGCCCUUCCUCCGCCGCCUCGUGUCCUAUCACCUCGCCCCGGGCCGCCUCACUCACUCCUCCUUCACUCCCGGCCUUCGCAUCCCCACCCUGCACGCCGGCCACUCCCUCCUCCUCUCCUACUACACCGACGGGCCCGCAGCGCAGCGGUGGGUGGCGGGCGGCAGCGUGGUCACCGCCUUGGACCAGCGGGCGAGCAAUGGCGUGGUGCAUGUAUUGGAUCGUGUGCUGUACCCUCCCUAUGGUGACCUGCCUACAACUCUGUCCCUCUCCCCCAUCCUCACGAUCUUCGCCGCCCUGCUGGCUAGACGUCCUUCCCUCUACCGCCUCCUCUCAGGUCCCGGUCCCCUUACUCUCUUCGCGCCCUCCGAUGCUGCUAUGUACAAUACUUCCCUGCCGAGAGAUCCAGAACAGCUAGACGCCUGGGUCCGCUCACACGUGGUGGAGGACGCCUGGUAUACCUCCGGGUUCUCUAACACGUGGCCACUCAUCUCCAUCACAAACCACACCCUCUCCACCAACGUGUCUCCCAGCCAAGACAAGAUCACAGUGAACGGCGUGCUGAUCACCUACGCGGACAUCACAGCCUCUAAUGGGGUGCUUCACGUGCUGCAGUCCCCCCUACUCACACCAACCUAGCCGUCAACAGAAAACGGAGCCUUACCUACGCUGCACCUACCCGCGCGUUUCAUCUUGGCAGCGAGACACGGGAGAAAGAGAGACCACUUAGGUUUUCUGCGAUUUACCGAACAUACUGAGGCUGUUUUCCCACUCUCUUCGUCUCUCCGUGUUCGUUAAUGAUUCCCAAGAGUAAAAUGCGCGUUUUACACUCUCGUUUAUUCGUUUGUAUAUAUAUUCUGUACUGUCUUUCAUUAUGUUUCGUUAUCUUUCGUCUCUCCGUUCGUUCGUUCCCCGCGCUACGAAGCCCUAUGGUCCCUCCCUCAGCUUAGACGGGAGAUUAGAUAAAGGUGAGCUGAACAUCGUAUGUAAGAGGGCAGGAGCACAGGUAGGGACAGGUAAAAGGUAACGCCCCUCACCUGAGUAAUCUUUAGCUGUACCUGAGGCGAGUGUGAUGUAUUUACAGGUAAACGUAAACAUGAUACCUUGGAAAUGUUGUUGACGUGUGUUAAGGUGAGGUGCUCUUAAGAUAGAUAGGCGCGCGUAGGUUUUAGACAGGUUGUAGGCAGGUAUGGACAGCUGGCUUGAUUCCUUCCUCGUCACCCAUCCAGCACCAUUACCAUUAUCGUUGUUAUUAUUAUUAUUAUUAUUAUUACUAUUAUUAUUAUUAUUAACGAAGGAGAUUAGCAAAUGGUAAAAUAUGGGAGAAAAAACCUGUUAGUCGCCAUUAACCCCUUUAGUGUUGGGAUGCAUUUUUACCUUGAGUUUUGGAUGUGAUUAGACGAUUUUAUUUACAUUAGAAAGGGUCUAUGGAGGCAGAAGAUUAAUGGCCAGAGUCUUCACUAUUCUAA
Molecule: messenger RNA, 4880 nt
Organism: Portunus trituberculatus (swimming crab)
Lineage: Eukaryota; Metazoa; Arthropoda; Malacostraca; Decapoda; Portunidae
Exons: 15
Coding region: 127-4050 (1307 amino acids)
Source: RefSeq, a predicted model, not a curated record